CAGCACUUGAAUGCAGCAUAUGAGCUCACAGGUAGCGGAGGAAGAGUCUUAGCAGCGUGGAUAUGUCGGACCCGGCGGCGCAGGCCUUGCAACCCCGGCUUCUUCAAGCCCAGUCUACUGGGUCAGCUGGGUCCAGUACUGCCGCGACAGGCUCCGGGGCAGCAAGUAGUGACCCGGCGAGACCGGGACUGAGCCAGCAACAGCGUGCAAGCCAGAAGAAAGCCCAAGUGCGAGCGUUCCCACGGGCGAAAAAGCUUGAGAAACUUGGCGUAUUCUCCGCCUGCAAGGCAAGUGACACCUGCAAGUGCAAUGGAUGGAAAAACCCAAAUCCACCAUCAGCCACACGUAUGGACCUGCAGCAGCAGGCAGCCAGCCUGAGCGAGCCGUGCCGCAGCUGUGGACAUGCUCUGGCUAAUCAUGUGUCCCACCUGGAGAACGUGUCUGAGGAUGAGAUUAACAGGCUGCUGGGGAUGGUGGUGGAUGUAGAGAACCUCUUUAUGUCUGUGCACAAGGAGGAGGACACUGACACCAAACAGGUCUACUUCUACCUUUUUAAGCUGCUGAGGAAAUGCAUUCUGCAGAUGAGCCAGCCAGUUGUCGAGGGAUCCCUUGGAAGUCCACCGUUUGAAAAGCCCAACAUCGAGCAGGGGGUUUUAAAUUUUGUUCAGUAUAAGUUUAGCCACCUGGCACCAAAGGAAAGGCAGACCAUGUUUGAGCUGUCAAAGAUGUUCCUCUUGUGCCUAAAUUACUGGAAGCUUGAGACACCAACGCAGUUUCGCCAGCGCACCCAGAAAGACGAUGGAACAGCAUACAAGGUGGACUAUACCAGGUGGCUUUGCUACUGCCACGUCCCUCAGAGCAACGACAGCCUCCCGCGCUAUGAGACCACUCAGGUGUUUGGCCGCAGUUUGCUGAAGUCCAUCUUCACUGUGACCAGACGGCAGCUGCUGGAGAAGUUCAGGGUGGAGAAGGACAAGCUGCUACCAGAGAAACGAACCCUCAUCCUCACACACUUCCCUAAGUUUUUGUCUAUGCUUGAAGAGGAAAUCUAUGGGGAGAAUUCACCCAUCUGGGAGGCCGACUUCACCAUGCCGGCUUCCGAUGGCACACAGCUGGGGCAUCAGACAGUGAUCAGUCCGGCUGCAGUGUCCGGCUCCCCCGCACUGCCAAAGGGUCUGAGCAGUAUUUCCUCUCUGGGCAGCAUGGAUGCUGCAGGUGCAGAGCCAAUCACAGGAGAGAAACGCAAACUUCCCGACGCACUCACCCUGGAGGACGCCAAGCGGAUCCGUGUCAUGGGAGACAUUCCAAUGGAGCUCGUCAAUGAAGUCAUGAUGACAAUCACUGACCCUGCUGCUAUGCUCGGACCAGAGACUAAUCUUCUGACGCCUAACGCUGCCCGUGAUGAGACUGCCAGACUGGAGGAGAGGCGGGGCAUCAUAGAGUUCCACGUCAUUGGAAACUCGCUUUCCCAGAAGUCCAACAAAAAGAUCCUGAUGUGGCUGGUCGGCCUGCAAAAUGUCUUCUCUCAUCAGUUACCUCGCAUGCCCAAAGAGUACAUCACCCGGCUGGUGUUUGACCCAAAGCACAAGACCCUCGCCCUCAUCAAAGAUGGCCGCGUCAUCGGUGGCAUUUGUUUCAGGAUGUUUCCCACUCAGGGCUUCACAGAGAUCGUCUUCUGUGCCGUCACAUCCAAUGAGCAAGUCAAGGGCUAUGGCACCCACCUGAUGAACCACCUGAAGGAGUAUCACAUCAAACACAACAUCCUCUAUUUCCUCACGUACGCUGACGAGUACGCCAUCGGCUACUUCAAGAAGCAGGGCUUUUCUAAAGACAUCAAAGUGCCGAAGAGUCGAUACCUAGGAUACAUCAAAGACUACGAGGGAGCGACUCUCAUGGAGUGUGAGCUGAACCCCAGAAUCCCUUACACCGAGCUCUCGCAUAUCAUCAAGCGACAGAAGGAGAUCAUUAAGAAGCUGAUUGAGAGGAAGCAGAGCCAGAUCAGGAAGGUUUACCCAGGUCUCACCUGCUUCAAAGAGGGGGUGCGACAGAUCCCAGUGGAGAGCAUCCCAGGCAUAAGAGAGACAGGCUGGAAACCCAGUAACAAGGACAAAGGGAAAGAGGUGAAGGAUCCUGAUGUGUUAUACAACAUGUUGAAGAACCUGCUGGCCCAGAUAAAGACUCAUCCUGACGCGUGGCCCUUCAUGGAACCAGUGAAAAAAUCAGAGGCUCCAGAUUACUACGAGAUCAUCCGCUUUCCCAUCGACCUGAAGACCAUGACAGAGAGACUGAAGAACAGAUACUACGUGACCAAGAAGCUUUUCAUUGCCGACCUGCAGCGGAUCAUCAGCAACUGUCGCGAGUACAACCCGCCAGACAGCGAGUACUGCAAGUGUGCCAACACCUUGGAGAAGUUCUUCUACUUCAAAUUAAAAGAUGGAGGCUUGAUUGAGAAAUAGACUUUUCUACAGAAUUAUUUAACAGACGAAAACAUGACUUUCACAGACGCGGCAAAGACACUGAGACGGAGCAGAUCAUGAGGAAGACAUUGCUAGCCAUUGUCACAUCUGAGAUAAUAAAAGGGUAUGCACUCCAGUGACACAUUGUACAGGGGAAUUGUUGGACUUGAACAAAUAUAACAUACGAGUGUUUGGAAUUAUCAGAGCCAGUUAAGUUACAAAGUGUCAAAAUGGCAUUACCUUUCUCAAGGUUAUCUUCAAUCUUUAUUUUCCGGUUCUCACAGCGAGUUCAUAAUCUCCAUAUACAUGUUAGAGGUUCAUUAAGUGUACCAAAGUUAUAGGUCCAAGUCAUAACAAUGCCACACUUCCCACGGUUAUUGAAAGUGACCUGUUUUUUUUUUUUGUGUGUGUGUGUGUGUCACAUUUAUUGUCGUUUGUUCAUUCCAAGUUGCUUUACGACUUGUCACUCAAACAGAUGUUUAUGUAGUGUAGAGUUGUCAUAGAAACUGGACCUCGGGACCUAAAGCCACGUUGCCUUCUGUUACUGACAAACACUUGAACAUAUCCCAGCCAUCUUCAAGGGUUUUAUGGAAGACAAGAUACUCAAAAUGUUCGGUAUUUUUGAAAAGAUUCCAUCAGUUUUUAAGUUAAAAAGAAAGUAAAACAAAUGUUAAUGAGGUGAAAAUACUGAGUAUUCUCACCUCAUUAGAUGUUUUUUAUUUCAUUUACCUUUAAAAAUACUUUAUUCUCUUGUACUUUUUGGUCUGAAAAAAAGAAUGAAUUCAUGAUUUAGGCUUCAGGACAAUUAUUUCCAACAUUCUUCUUUGUUUAGUAAUUAUCCAAAGUGAAGCAUCACAGCUCCACAACUGGACUAGUUUGAGACACUGCUUGUGAUGGACUGGGCAUUUAAUUUUUUUGAAGCACUUUUGUGCUAAACAAAAUAAUUUCCCCGAUCGUUGCCUUCAAGAAAACAGUGUUGUUUUGAGCUGAGGACAACAGAACAUAUACUUUAUUCAUACAUGAAACAUACUGCUCAUACACCUGGUUUUAUUCCAAACCAUUUCCGAUGAGGUCACACAGUAGUGUAGCUGUUACUGUGUUGCAGGUCAUACUGUAUUUGUUAGCAUAGAUGUGUUCUGUAGUACGGUCACUUCCACAGCUGCAUAUUUGUCACAGAUCAUUUGGAUAGUUUGUGUUGAUGAGACCAGCAUCUGUAGAAGUGUGAUCACUCUGGUUUAUUGAAACUACCCCACACAGUAAGUGGACAUUAAUGCAUGGCAAGCCGUUUACAGAUCUAAACAACUUUCAACAUUUAGCUGCUGUGUUUCUCAGAGUGUUACAAACAUUGUAAUGAAAGCAUCUUUGUUCAGCAGUCUGUGUCAAAAGGAGUGCGUCCUGAGACACAUCCACUUCUAAUAUGGGAAGAAGCGGUCCCAUGCUGGUUGAGCCUGCUUGUUGAAUGUCCCAUUGACUUUUUGUACGUUUGGUAGUGUGUGUGUGUGAGUAUGUUUAUUUUGUACUUGAAUCAUGACUAGCUUUGAAUCAAUGAAGUGAUGUCAAUGUUGCAUUAUUCAGGGUUGUCAAUAGCAUACUUGUUCCUCAAUCUACCUAUGCUGCAUUUCAGAUUUUCUAAAAAACAAAAAAAAGGUAAGUGUGAGUGAACUUUCACCCUGUUGGAGGACGGCUACUGUCUCUAGUUAUGAAUGCCAUUUACUGUAACUGUAAUACUAUUCAUGACAAUAAAGGUUUUUUUUUUAUAAA
Molecule: messenger RNA, 4217 nt
Organism: Labrus mixtus (cuckoo wrasse)
Lineage: Eukaryota; Metazoa; Chordata; Actinopteri; Labriformes; Labridae
Gene: kat2a
Product: K(lysine) acetyltransferase 2A
Exons: 18
Coding region: 63-2456 (797 amino acids)
Biological process (GO): chromatin remodeling; positive regulation of transcription by RNA polymerase II
Cellular component (GO): nucleus; histone acetyltransferase complex
Molecular function (GO): protein binding; histone H3 acetyltransferase activity
Source: RefSeq, a predicted model, not a curated record